Molecule: messenger RNA, 1487 nt
Organism: Photinus pyralis (common eastern firefly)
Lineage: Eukaryota; Metazoa; Arthropoda; Insecta; Coleoptera; Lampyridae
Product: putative nuclease HARBI1
Exons: 3
Coding region: 174-1433 (419 amino acids)
Source: RefSeq, a predicted model, not a curated record
GCCGGUUGUAUAAAAGGUUAUCUCAACCGCCAGUUCACCAACCGUAGGUUGAAUUUCAAGCGGCGGUUAAGUUGUAAUGGGUUGUAUAAAAGUUUAUUUGCUAUUCGUUGUGUAACCGGUUGUCGAAAUAAAUUUUUGAAUGUUGGUACCAGUGUGGCGGGUAGCUACAACCAAUGGGAAGUAACCGUUUCUUAAACUUUCGUAGCCUCAGUAAAUUGUCGUUAAGAUUUGAUUGUGACAUUUUACUGUAUACGUUAUUUUAUUUCCUUUAUACGCCUUCGAACUUUUUACCUAUCUGUGCACUAAUGGCACAUUCGUCGGAUGAGGGUAGUUCUUUUGAUGGUGAAGAUCUUCUACAUACUAGCAGUAAUACUUCAGAUGAGAAUGAAGAGUUAAUAGUGGAAUUAAAUCGUCGAGUGAGACAUCCACGUACUUUUCGAAGCCGCCCUGAUAACUUUACGAAAUGGACAGAAGAGGAAUUUAGAAUGAGGUUUCGAUUAUGUAAAGCAACAACCUCUUUUUUGCUUACACUUAUCCAAGACCAAUUAGUACAUAGAAGUAACAGAAACCAUGCAGUUUCAGCAAUGAACCAGUUGUUGCUAACCCUUCGUCUUUAUGCCACAGGGAGCAUGUUAAUAGCUGUUGGUGAUUUCAUUGGUGUAGAUAAAUCAACUGCUAGCAGAAUAGUAAAAAAAGUUACAACAGCAAUUUGCACGUUAGCAGGAAUUUACAUCCAAAUGCCAAGAAUGGAAAAUGCAAUACGAAGAAAUCAAUUGGCAUUUUAUAAUAUAGCUCGAUUUCCUCGUGUUAUAGGGGCAAUUGAUUGUACUCACGUACGUAUACAAUCCCCAGGAGGAGAUAAUGCAGAAUACUUCAGAAACAGAAAGGGUUAUUUUUCAUUUAAUAUUCAAGUGGUUGGUGAUGCAUCACUACGCAUUUUAGAUGUUGUUGCAAGAUGGCCUGGAUCAACACAUGAUCAAACUGUCUUUAAUAACUCGAGAAUCCAUGCACGCCUAGAAACUAAUGAAUUCGGCAACAGCAUUAUAUUAGGUGAUUCAGGAUAUGCGAUAAAACAGUAUUUAAUUACACCCUUACUGAAUCCACAUACAGAAGGGGAACAAUUAUUUAACGAAGCCCAAAUACGAUCUAGAAAUCCAAUUGAACGUUUAUUUGGUGUAUGGAAGCGUCGAUUCCCUAUUUUAAGCUUGGGCAUUCGAUUAUCUUUAGAAACAACACAAAGUGUUAUAAUAGCAUGUGCUGUAUUGCAUAACAUAGCACAAGAAAGGAAUGAAGACGGACCAUUAGUAGACCCUGAUGUUAUACUUCCUAAUAACGAUGAUGAAAUUGACGAUGUAGUAAAUGUACCAGAAGCAGGGAAUAUCAACAAUAACUUUAGACAAACUUUCAUAGAUUAUUUUUCUUCAUUACCGUAAUGUGGUUUAUGAUUUUGACUGUUUGACAUUAUAAAUAAUAAAGAAACUCACUCU